GAAUCAGCCUCGUCUCCUCUGCAGCAACAGAAGAAGAACAACCGUCUCCAUCAUCUAUACGUUGAAGCCGUCGAUGGCCUAUGCGGCAAACCUCUGCAAUAUCGUUGUCGAGGAAUAGACAAGCAAGGUAAAAUACUGCUUUACAAACAUGUGGGACGGACCAGGACCAAGGCAAGGACCACGGGGAGGACCUCCUUUCCGUGGUGAUCAUCGUGGAGAAAUGUUUUACGGCAGAGAUCGUCCUAUGCCUGAUUACCGAGGUAGAGAUGGUAUGAACAUGGGCCCCAUGGGUAAUAUGGGCCCAAGGCAUCUAGAUCUACCACCUAUGGACAUGAGGAGAAUGGAUGGACCACCGAUGAGGGGGCGUGACAUGGAUCCACGUGACAUGGAUCCUCGUGAUAUGCGAGGUAGAGAGCCAAACCGAGAUUUUUUCAGACCUGGAGAAGAGCCAGACUUCAGUCUUCGAAGACACCAUGACUUUCCCGUUAGAGACAAAAUGGCGGGUUCUGGUUUCCCUGGACCUGGAAGGAACUCGGCAGACAUGGGUGGGAGGGAUUUACCGCCUCGGGAACAAAAUAGUAGAUUUACAGACAUGAGAGAAAGAGAUUCAUUUCAGUACGACAUGCCACACAACAUGGAUGGAAGAAGAGGGUUUCCCCCGGAUCGAAUGGAACGGAAUGAUGACUUUAGGGACAUGCGUGACAGGCCCCCAAUGGGCAUGGGUGACGAUGAUGGUUAUGAUAUGGAUUUGCCUCCACGCGAAAGGAGAAUGUUGGACACUGACAGAAGAGGAGGACCACCUUUCAAUCCAAGAGGUGGGUUUGAUUCUGAUAUGGAUUUCAGGAGUCGUUUUGGGCCUCCAGCUGAAUUUAGAGGCAGGGAUCGUUCUCCCAUGAGAUUUGGAAACAGAGAUGUCCCUCCACGGGAUAGGGGAAGAUCAGACAUGCCUUCAGAUGUUGCUGGCCCUGAAAGACCAGAGUUCAUGGGACAUGACGACACAUUAGGAGUAAGGGAAUAUCCAGAAUCAGGUGACAGUCCCCUUAUGGAUUAUCGAAGUGGUGAAGAAAUGACUCUUGCUGAGGAAUGGAAAAGCCGUAGAAAGGACAAGAACCCUUUUAUGAACAUGACCAAGGGCAUAGGAGGUCUGCCUGAGCCUGGCUUUCCUGUUGGGUUUGGAAGAGAUUUGAGUAUGAGAGAUCCACUGCCGUUUCAGGAAAGAGACAGACCCCCUGUUGACUUCCAAGCAAAAGAUGUCGGCUUUCCUCGUGGAGACCACUUUUCUGCUAUGGAUCGACCACCAAUUGGCAGCAAACCUCCACAAGACCGCCCACUCCCUGAUUUGAGUCCCCUUUCUGGCCCACUUGGGAGAGAAAAAGAGGGCAAACAGUGGCUUGGCGAGAGAGACCCUAAGCAUGGUCAGAAUAAACCAAUUCGUGAUGAAAGGCCCCCCUACCAUAAAGAGAAGAAUCAGCCCCUACAUGAUGUUCAGAUGCCAAGUGAUUGUUUUAAAGGGCUUAAAGAUGUCCCACUCAGUCAAGAACCUGCCAGGGGAAAAAUGGGGCCAGCAUGUGAUAUCCAAAGCACCAGCACUGCACAGCCAAGAGACCAAGACUACAGAGACAUUGAUUACAGAACUGGGUCCGGAAGGGCUUUUGAUUACAAUCACGAAGAGCUUCAAACCCCAGAUAAACUCCUCAAAGAACCCAAUCCAAUCACUCUUUCAAAAGUUAGUGAGUCUGGUUCUCAGGAUCAAGAUUACAGGAGUGCAUCAUUUGAGGACAAAGCAUCCAACACAAUAUCCAUAAUUGGUAUUCCAAAGACCGCAACUAUGGAGCAGAUCCUUGGUGCCUUUGCUGAUCGUGAUGGUGUACCAAUGCAGGGGAUGAAGAUCAAAAAUGUGGUGCCAGGUUACAGCUACGAUACGGCCUAUGUGGAGUUUUUAAACCUCGAGGAUGCAGUCCACUUCAUGGAGUCCAACAAGGGAUGCCUAAAGGUUGGCACUAGAACAUCAUCCAUGAAGUACUUCCAUCGAGAUGAGUGUGAUAGAGGUGUUCAUGAGUCUGAUCACAAAGUACCUCAACUUCCAGAGCCCCCGUUGCCUAGACAAGAUGAGCCUUUAGAAGAGAUGAAGAUCAGCCUGAAUGGGACUAAACCUAAGGGCCCUAUGGACCCUUUAUCCAGCAGUCAGUGGCAGCGUAGCUCUGACUUAACUCCAGAGGCCUGGCAGCAGCAGGUGGACCAACAGCUCCAACAGCAAGAAGCUGAGCAGCAGGCAGAGUCUUGGGGCAACCGCAACCCAUCUUCCAACAUGUCACACAAAUCUAAAUCCGUCUUCAAAGACAGCAAAACCAUGAUCAUAAAAAAUGUGAAGCCCACCACCUCAGUCGAGACUAUCCUGAAAGCCUUGGACCCCUUUGCAUACCUUGAUGAAAGAAAUGUUCGUCUAGUGAAGGCCAAGCAACCAGGAGCCAAGUGCUUCUGCUUCGUAGACAUGGACUCCCAUGAGCAAGUGACACGUCUGGUUGAGCUCCUCACGAAACCCAAACCUCUCUACAUUGAUGGAGUCAGAGUUUAUGCUGAAGUUGCUAGACCCCUAAAGAACCAAAAUUUCAAGAGAGACUUCGAACAAUCAAACAGUUCCAUCCUAGGAUAUCCACCUGAGGCUAGCAUGAUUGGGCAGCAGCAGCCACAGCAGCAGCAGCCUCCACAGCAGCCGCAUUAUCCACAACCUCCGCAGUACUUGAUACCACCCACUGGUGUCCCUGCUGGAAUGCAAGGUGAUAUGAUAGCCGGCAGCAGUAUUCCUGAUCUGGCAUCAAACCCCGGCAUGGGACAGAGUCUGGGCUACAGUGAGACUCCUUCUGUGGAUCCAUCUUACCAGGCUGGUGUACCCCCUGUCACCCCAGAACCAGUUGGGAUGAUGGUCCCCGUAGAAGGAUCUCAGACCUACAUGUAUGGCUCUGAGACUCCAGAUAUGAGCAACUACUUGUAUGAUUCCACGUCUGGCUUCUACUACGAUCCAGAGACAACACUGUACUAUGACCCGGGCUCAAGGUAUUUCUACAAUGCUCAAACUCAGGAGUACUUGUACUGGGAUGCUAUGUCAAAGACGUAUAUCCCAGUCCCAGGAGGGAACUCUGCUGAGGCUCAACCUCUGACCAUGACAGCAGAGGUCCAGGCCAUCCUCUCCAACCCAGCAGCAGAUGCACCUCUGGAGAUGAAGAAAUCAAUGAUGCCUCCACCCACAGCACCAGCUCCAGUAUCGGUGUCUGCACCAGCUCCUGAACCUGUUCCUGUUCCUCCUCCCAUUGCUGCUGUGCCCACUGCUGUCCCUGCUCCAGAUCCAGUCCAGACUCUCCCUCCAGCUCCAGAGAAGAAAGAUGAGGAGGAAUCCAGUAAGAAGGACAAGGACGGCAAGGAGGAGAAGCCGAGGAGUCUUGCUGCUGUCAAGAUCAUGAAAGAUAUGGAGCGCUGGGCAAAGAUCCAGAAUCGUCAAAAGGAAAGUGUCCGUGCAGCAUCACCAGUGCUGAAGGGUGGGAUGGAAGAUGACAGGAGGCAAUCCAAGUCUGCUGACGCUGGAUUUGCUGUCUUUGAGAGAAAGAUUUCAGGUGGAGAGGAUCUUUUUAAGAAACCUCUUGCUCCCCCCAAGAAAGAUGAAAAGUCAAAGCGUCCAAUGGGCUCUCUGGGCCUGCUGGCAUCUGACUAUGGAGCUGGCAGUGAUGAAGAGGUGGAAGAAGAUAAAGAGGAAGCAGGCAAAAGCAGCCAGGCAGGCCAGCCUGAAGACAAGGACAGCAAACUGACAGACUGGAAGAAAAUGGCCUGCCUGCUGUGUCGGAGACAAUUCCCCAACAAGGAUGCUCUGAUCCGCCAUCAGCAGCUUUCAGACCUGCACAAACAAAAUAUGGAGAUCCACCUGAAGAUCAAGAGGUCCAAGAAGGAACUGGAGGCGUUAGAAAAUCAGGAAAAGGAACUAAAUGCUAGAGAAUCUACCCGGUCACCUGAACAGAAGAGGAAAAAACACCAUCAUCAACAGCAGCAUCACAGCACCUGGGCUGGAAGCUCUAGGGAGAGCAAAGUUAGUGAAAGACCUGGUUUAGGAGCUGAGCCAGCCCCGCAGAGGAAAAAGAAAGAGCCGGUUGUUUGGGACCAUGCCACCUACAAACAAGCAGUACGGAAAGCCAUGUUUGCGCGCUUCAAGGAACUCGAGUGAUCACGUCUGAACAUAUCUUCACUUUGAUAUAUGGACUGAAAAUAACAUGCUCAUCCACCUUGGCAUGAAAAAUCCCUUUGGACUGGUUCUACUGAUUCUCUGCCUCUGAUAUAACGACGCUAUACAGCCACAGUUUUCUACUCUGAUAAUACAUGGCCAAAAUAACAUUACCAGGCAAAAAGUCAAAAAACAAGUAUUAACAUCAUGAAUAAUAGAUGUAUAGAAAUACAUGCUGUUUCUGCCCAUGUUUUAUGCGUUCUGUAUGUAGAGUUGUGAAUUGUGUCCAGAUGUAUUUUUUGUGAUGAUAGUCACACUGGCCACAGAAAUGUUUUGUUUUAAAAAAGAACAAUUUUUACAUUUUUAUUUUCAUGGGUGAAAAUGCUACUAAAUGUUCACUUUUUUAAGUAAAAGAUAAUUCUGCCUCGA
Cheilinus undulatus (humphead wrasse) is the source of this 4636-nucleotide messenger RNA. RefSeq names its product RNA-binding protein 6 (gene rbm6). The record is from RefSeq and is a predicted model, not a curated record. Bases 149 to 4210 code for a protein of 1353 amino acids. The transcript is spliced from 23 exons. Gene Ontology annotation, molecular function: RNA binding. NCBI's taxonomy places the organism in Eukaryota, Metazoa, Chordata, Actinopteri, Labriformes, Labridae. Gene Ontology annotation, biological process: mRNA splicing, via spliceosome. Gene Ontology annotation, cellular component: nucleus.